Molecule: messenger RNA, 459 nt
Organism: Lactuca saligna
Lineage: Eukaryota; Viridiplantae; Streptophyta; Magnoliopsida; Asterales; Asteraceae
Source: the annotation of a GenBank genome assembly
AUGGUGUGUCAGGAUGUGACUCCAACAGAUCGACCACCAGAGGAGACGAAGGGUGACGUUUAUGUGAACCCUUGUGUUAUUGUUGUUAUUUUGUCGUCUUUCACUAGUACUUUUGAUAAAAAGUUUUGCGUGAUUGGAGAUGGUGAGGUUUUGUUGAUGAUUCAAAGACUACAAGGCCAGUUAUUAUUGGAUGAUGACAAAAUGUUGUACCCUAUAGAAGACAAUAUGGGGGAGGUUUCACAAAGAAAUAUUCUUGGUGGUUGCGAUCAAACACGAAAAGUUGGUUCGUGUGGCGAAUCUAACUUUUUUAUUGGCUACAGACAACCGAUGUUGUUAUUGGUUCUUCGUUUGUUAUUGAAGAACAUAAGGAGACAUGGGGUGAAGUUGGUGAUGAAAGAACGGAGAAGGAUGGUGUCUAUUCUGUUACAAACCAUCUUCCAAAAAGCAAAAAAGGAGUGA